Periophthalmus magnuspinnatus is the source of this 987-nucleotide messenger RNA. RefSeq names its product G protein-coupled receptor 142 (gene gpr142). Gene Ontology annotation, cellular component: membrane. The coding region runs from base 1 to 978 and encodes 325 amino acids. Gene Ontology annotation, biological process: G protein-coupled receptor signaling pathway. The transcript has 4 exons. Lineage: Eukaryota; Metazoa; Chordata; Actinopteri; Gobiiformes; Gobiidae. Gene Ontology annotation, molecular function: G protein-coupled receptor activity. The record is from RefSeq and is a predicted model, not a curated record.
AUGCAGUCCUGGUCCAAUGAGUCCCAGUCCGGUUCAGACCCGCUCAGACCCACUCUAGACCCAGGACCAGACUCGGAUCCAGACCAGACUCGGUCCAGGUGUGUCCUGGGGGCGGUGCCUGUGGUCUACUACACCGUCCUGCUGUGUGUGGGGCUGCCAGUGAACUGCGUGACGUUGGCCGCUCUGUACCGUCUCUCCUCUCGCUCUAAGUCUCCGCUCUACUCCUUCCUCAUCUCCAUCACAGCGGCGGACAUCUUGGCUCAGGUGUGCAUCGUGCUGGUGGACUUCCUCUUGGAGACGGCAGUCUUUCAUCGUGCCGUUCCUCCUCUUCUUCUUCAUGCGGUGAGCGCGGCGGAGUUUGCCGCUAACCACGCCUCCAUCUGGGCGGCGGUUCCUCUGACGGUGGACCGGUACGUGGCUCUGUGUCACCCCCUACUGCACCGGAGGAUCCGCUCUCCAACCCGGACACGCCGCACCAUCGCUGUGGUGAUGGCGCUGGCGUUCGCCUCGGGGAUCCCCUUCUUCUAUUGGCCAGAUCUGUGGAGGACGCAGGCCCCGCCCUCUCGCUGGGAUGCUGCUCUCAUCUGGAGUCAUGUGACCAUUAUCUACUUCCUGCCCUGCUCCAUUUUCCUCACCCUGAACUCUCGCAUCAUCUGGACCCUGCGGCACAGGCCCUCCCCCCCUCGCUCCGUGGCCCUCCUCCUCUCCCUCUCGGGUCUCUUCUCUCUGCUGUGGGGCCCUCGGGUGCUGGCUCUCCUCUUGCAUCUCCAUGUUGCGACUGUAAACCGGUCGUGGAGAGUGCACCUCCUGUACGACCUGUCCAACAUGGCCGCCAUGCUCAACACCGCCCUCAACCUGCUCCUCUACAGUGCCACCAGCCAUCCAAUCAGACGCACCGCACGCAACAUAAUCUGCGAGGUCAUCAGGGGGCGGGGCCAACGCAGUCGAGAGGGCAGCAAGAGCCAGGACCCCGACUGAACCAGGACU